AUGAGAGGACUUAACAAGUCCAACAAAUAUAAAGAGUUUAAAGUCUUUUUAGGUAAAAAUAAGCUUGAUUUAGUUGGUUGUUUUGAAACUAGAGUCAAGCAGAAUAAAAGUUCAAAAAUCCAAAAGUUGUUGGGUGUGGAUUGGCAAUUCCUUGACAAUUAUAAUCAUGCACCGAAUGGCAGAAUUUGGAUAGGGUGGAAGCCUUCUAAUGUUGAUGUUAUAGAAAUGUUUAGCUCCUUCCAAGUGAUUCACUCUAUAGUGAAAGAUAAGUUGUCCUCAUUCUCUAGCUAUGUUACAUUCGUGUAUAGGCUGCACUCAUUAGAGGCUAGAAGACCAUUGUGGGCUGAUCUAAGGCAGAUUUACUCCAAGGUCAUAGGCCCUUGGAUCAUACUAGGGGAUUUUAACAGUGUACUACAUGCAGAUAACAGAGUGAAUGGUGCCCCAGUGCAUCACUCAAAGACUGCAGAUUUCCAACAAUGCCUAGAUGAUAUUGGGGUUGGCCAACUUACCAAGAGAGGCAGCCAAUACUCCUGGUGCAACAAAAGAGGGGCAGCUGAGAGGAUAUAUAGCAUGAUUGACUGGGUAUUCGGCAACGCUGACUGGUUCAAGGACUAUACAAAUGUGGAAACUCUAUAUAUGCUUCCUGGAUGCUUGGAUCAUACUCUACAAGUACAGGACAUAUGGAAGCAAGAGGUGAAAGGGUAUGCUAUGUACUCUAUUUGCAGAAAACAGAAAAAACUAGAGCUGGCCACCAGAGGAAUACACAAAGAAUUAUCAUCAGCCAAGAUUAAAUUAGGGAAGUUAAGGGCAGACCUGACUACCAUACAAGAUGCACUAAAUGAAGAUCAUUUCAACCCUGAACUGAUACAGGCAGAAAAAAAUAUGUUACUUGGUGAAGCAGCCCCUACUAUGCCUGGACUCAACAUAAACAUUGUAAGAGAUGGGCCUUGCUUGUCGUUAUCACAACAACAACAGAUGUUGCAACCAGUGACCAAAGAGGAAAUUACACAAGUAGUAAAGGCACUCCCCCUUGACAAGUCACCAGGAAUGGAUGGGUAUCCGGCUGAAUUCUACAAACAAUUCUGGUCUAUAGUAGGGGAGGAAGUCACUUUAGCAGUGAUGCAAUUUUUUCAAACGGGAAAGCUGCUGAAAGGAGUAAACUGCACAACUAUUACUUUAAUUCCCAAGGUCCCAAACCCAACGUAUGUCAAGCAAUUCAGGCCAAUAGCCUGUUGUUCCACAUUACAUAAAAUCAUUGCUAAAAUCCUCACGGUAAGAUUGAAAACAGCUGUAGACUUUCUAGUGGGACCAUCUCAAUCCGCCUUCAUUGAGGGAAGAAACAUACUGGAUAAUGUUAUACUUGCACAUGAGCUUCUCAAAGGGUACACGCAGAAAUCAGUCUCACCCCGAUGUAUGAUUAAGAUCGACAUUAGAAUGGAAUAA
This is a messenger RNA of Lycium barbarum (goji berry), 1443 nucleotides long. RefSeq lists its product as uncharacterized. NCBI's taxonomy places the organism in Eukaryota, Viridiplantae, Streptophyta, Magnoliopsida, Solanales, Solanaceae. The record is from RefSeq and is a predicted model, not a curated record. The transcript is spliced from 3 exons. The coding region runs from base 1 to 1443 and encodes 480 amino acids.